Molecule: messenger RNA, 3014 nt
Organism: Linum trigynum
Lineage: Eukaryota; Viridiplantae; Streptophyta; Magnoliopsida; Malpighiales; Linaceae
Source: the annotation of a GenBank genome assembly
GCAGAGUAGAAUAAAAGCUUGAGACUUCUCUCUCAAAAGACUAAGUGUAGUCUUGGUGCUUCGGCACAGAGCGUUUGAGAUAAUACUCUGGAGACGCUCAUAUCUGCUACCACAUAUCCAUAAAAAACUAUACACCAACCAUUAACACCACAAAGAAUUCUCCAAACACCAUUUUCAACUAUCAUAAGCAAUCAGCCUCCCUCGCACCACACCAUCAUUGGGGACGUUCAGUAGCAAGAAGUUGCAUCAAUCAACCUAAGCAACGAUCAGGUAUGUCGGAUAACCCUAGUAGCAGUAACAGUUACUUUGAUUAUUUAAGUAAAAAUGAGGAAGAAAAUUAUUUUCUAGAUGGAAUAUUAGAUGUCAAGAAAAAUAAUGAACAAACUAAUUUUACCUUAUCAGAAACGCAAAAUUUUAUUACUAAGUCUUUUUUAUCCAAACUAUUUGAUAGAAAAAAUAUAAUUAAAUAUGGAAAAAUGAUAGGAGAAACGGCAGUACCAAUAGAACAAACUAAGGGAGAUUUCCUAAUUCAAAUAAUAAAUAGGGAACAAAUUAGGAAAAAAUUAUCCAAGUUACAACAGGAAGAAAGAAAUAAAAUAGCUUAUAUUCACAUUAGCACGAUACAAAUCAUUCUAAAAUCUACUAUGAAAACAUGGAUAAGUGCACCUAUAGAACUAGAAAUAAGAGAUGAUCGACUCAUCAAUAGAGAAGAGAGUAUUAUUGCAAAAGGAAAAGGAAAUCUAGGAGUAGGAAUAAUCAAAUUCGAUAUUAAUCUACAACAAGGAAUUAGUUUAACAGAUGGGAAUCUCGACUCUUCCAUUAUUAUAAAGUAUGAAUUGAAAAGAAAAAAUUUCAUGAAAGAAAACAGUAAACCUUUUUCGGUAACAUACCAAAUAAACUAUGCACUGACCAAUAGUCAUCAUAGUCUAGCGUUUAAAGAUAAGGAAGCCAUCACCAUAGAAGAUUUAUUCAAACCAUUAAUUCAAUUAGAAUCCCCUCUAAAAAUAAUAAAAUCAAAUUAUGAUCAUCCAAGAAUAAGUAUAGAUGAGAGAAGUUCUUCCAUGAGAUUAACCGAUAAGCAGAAGGAAAUGGAGAAAGAAGAAAACAAGGAAAUAAAAAACAUAACUAUACUUCAUCAAAAUGAUAAUACUAGUGAAAUAAAAAAGUUACAAGAACUAAUCGUAGAAAUGAGUGAAAAUUUGUAAAGAUGCCUAACACUCAUUACAUAAAUAAAUUGAUAGAAGGAAUAGAUGCAAUAGACCUUACAUCAGUAGGCGACAUUAAUACGGUUACGUUAGAAUUAUCUCACUUCGUAUCAGAUAUUGUAGAAGAACAAAUGUCUAUCGGAAAUUCAGAAACAUUAGAGGAAGCCGUAUCUAAAACUGAAUUAAUUACCGAUAUAAUAACUAGUCUAAACAAAAUAAAGCAGAAACUAGAAAAUAGAUAAACCAAAAACAACAAAAUGAAAAUUAACCACCUUUAUUUGGGCCAUUCCAUGAAAGAAAAAGAAAGAAUGAGACUUGUUGCAGAAAACAAGGAAAAGAAAGAAUGAUUAGACUCUUUAGUAAGCUUUUUAAAAAUAAAGAGACGAUUUAGACUUCUCAAAAAACAAGAUAUGAAACACAGAAACUUAGGAAUUUGGAACCGUAGAAUUAUUGGUAUCAAAACUAAAAUGGGAAAAGACCAAAAAGUGCAACCCGCUUCAACCCGACGGGUUCACUUUGACACGUAUAGAUGGAAGCACCCUUACCAACUUGCCAUCAAUGUCCAUUGUGAACAAUGGGCCGGAAGUUAGAUAAGACGAGGCAUGACCAAAUUCCUGCACUGAUGGGUUGAUGACCAAUCGCUAGGCCCGGAAAGGAAAAGAAAAAGUCAAGCCCUGAAAGCCCCUCCAGUCUGCAAGAAAGUUGGUGGCAUAAUCUUUGGCUUCUGCACCAGGUUUGCCAGUUUAAUCAAUGAUAAUCAGAUCAAAAGUAAAAAUACCCCCAUCAGAAAACAGAAAGAAAACUUCUUGAUGCCAUCUCCAUUAUUAUCACAGGCGGCUUCAUAAAACCUCGGUGGCAGCAGCGCCAGAAAAUAGAUGGAGGAUGAUAUUACCAAGGGCGGCGGUCCCACUUCAACUCUGUAUCCAUUACACCGCACUAAAAUUCUUCAUCUGGUGAGACAUGCGCAAGGGAUCCACAACGUGGAGGGCGAGAAAGACCCGUCUGCCUAUUUCUCUCCCGACCUCUUAGAUGGUCAUCUCACCCAACUGGGAUGGCGCCAGGUGACCCAUCUCAGAACCCACAUUCGCCAAUCUGGCCUUUAUUCCAGAAUCCAACUGGUCGUCACUUCUAGUUUGUUGAGGGCUAUGCAAACUGCAGUUGGGGUGUUUGGAGGUGAAGAGUAUGUGGAUGGAGAUGAGAAGGGUUGUUAUCAACACCUUCCAUUGAUGGUUGCCAAUGCUGGCAAUAGUGCUUCCCCUGCAAUUUCAAGCUUCGACUGCCCUCCAUUUCUGGCAACUGAGCUCUGCAGGGAACAUUUGAGCCUUCAUCCAUGUGACUGGAGAAGAAGCAUCACGGAAUCCCGCCCUCUUUUCCCUGCUGUUGAUUUUUCUCUGAUCGAAAGUGAUGAAGACACAUUGCCUAAACCCGGGCAGAGGGAAACAUUUGAAGAAGUUGCUGCCAGAGCAAUACAAUUCUUGAACUGGAUUUGGACCAGAAAAGAGAAGGAGAUUGCGGUUGUCAGCCAUGGUGGGUUCUUGCAGGACAUGUUGAGCCUGUUUGGAAAUGACUGCCAUCCAACUGUGAAGAGUGAAAUUGGCAUCAGAUUUGCCAAUUGUCAGCUUCAUUCAAUAGUUCUGGUGGACAAAGGCAUCAUUGGUUCAGAUCCUGUUAAAUUUCCUGAUAGAGACAGCAGCAAUGGCAAGAAAGAAGAGCAGCACCAUUAAUAAACCCUACUGACUGCUAGCUCAGAUUCUGGGAGAAUGUUCUGUUUGAAAAGUUGCAGUGAUACAAUUAACUUUGAACUUCAUU